UCCAAUCUCCACGGUGAAGUAGAAUCAUUGUCUUGUGCCCAUUGCCCUUCAUAUUUACCUUAUCGCCAAUAUUGGAUCUUGUCUCUUCCAAUUUUUCAUCUUCGAUCCUUCAUCAACCAACUCUUCGUCAUGGUUGCCUUCCACUUUCAAGUUUUGGUUUUGGCACUUCUACCCCUCAUUGAAGCGAGUGAGACCAUUCUCGGCGCCUUUAUCUUCAGCCGCCACGGAGACCGAAGCACAAAGUCUUAUCCACCCACUCAUUUGACAGAUCUUGGAUACCAACAGAUCUAUCAGUCAGGCGGUUUCUAUCGCAAUCGCUACAUUACCAAUGGCUCAACUCAGAUCUAUGGCAUCAGCACGGACCUUGUAAAGUUGUCUCAGCUAGAGGUUCAGACAGCCGUCGAUGAUGUGCUCCAAAGUUGUGCAACAGGUUUUUUACAAGGAUUGUACCCGCCAGUUGGAGCAACUCUGGGAUCACAAACGUUGGCCAACGGAACUAGCGUUGAAGCACCCUUCAAUGGCUACCAAAUCGUACCAGUCAAUGCUCUGGCCUCAGCUGUAGAUAACUCUGGAGAUGCCACUUGGUUGCAGGGAGCCAGUGGAUGCGUGAAUGCUGUUGCUGCAUCUAACAAUUACUUUUUCUCGUCGGACUACAAGACUUUGAGCAGUUCCACUGCUUCUUUCUAUCAGAGUAUCUUGCCUGUUAUCAACAACACUUUUACUGCUGCUACGGCCAUCUACAAGAAUGCUUACGCAAUUUGGGAUCUCGUCCAAGUUUCUAUGAUCCACAAUGCCACUAUCCAAUCCUCUGACCUUCUUACUCCCGCCAAUGUCCUUCAGCUUGAGACUCUGGCAAACCACCACGAAUUUUCUCUUGCUUACAACGCAUCAAACUCAUUGGUAGCCAUUGCCGGAUCUGUCCUCGCUUCCCAGAUUGUGGAGUACUUGAACAUGACUCUCACUACCACAGCACCAAAGCUUUCACUCCAGCUCGGCGAAUACGCAGCGUUCCUUUCGUUCUUUGGCCUGGCCUCUCUCCCAUCCGUAUCCGAUAACUUCACAGGCAUCGUGAACUUUGCUUCUUCCAUGACUUUUGAGCUCGUCACAAACGCUACUGUCACUGGAACGGCAUACCCACCCGUGGACCAAGUUUCCGUUCGUUUCCUCUUCGCCAAUGGAAGCGCUGCUGAUACUCCCCUGAUGCCGUAUCCUCUCUUCGGACAAUCGAGCUUGGAACUUCCGUGGACUACUUUCAUGACCGAGAUGAAUAAGAUUUCCGUCAGUGGGCAAGCGGACUGGUGCACGGCGUGCGGAAAUACGUCCACUGGUUGCACCAGCACGAGUACCUCUGUUGUCACUGUUACAGCUACCCCUGGAGCUACCGAUUCGUCUCGAGACAAUGGAAUUUCCACUGCGGUCGGUGGAGUCAUUGGUGCAAUGGUGACACUUGCCGUUAUCUUGGGUAUUGAGGCACUUGUGCUACUGCUGGUCGGGCUGAGAAUUGUUGAAAAACGAUCUGCGUCACCUGUGGUUGUUACUGAGCCUCAAGGUGGAUUGAAGGCAUAGAUACGAAGGACAAAUUGACAAGGAUGGAUGCUCUGCAUCUCGUGGGAGUGAGUAUUUGGCGAUGUUGUUGCAAUAAGCGAGGAGAAAUAGGCGACUUUACAACUUAAUGAAUGAUAUUAUGUGCCCAGUGUCGCUCAAAGUUGUUGCUGGAUCUGGUGCUUCAUCUAAUUAAAG
Mollisia scopiformis is the source of this 1740-nucleotide messenger RNA. Its product is annotated as histidine acid phosphatase-like protein. The transcript has 4 exons. The record is from RefSeq and is a predicted model, not a curated record. Lineage: Eukaryota; Fungi; Ascomycota; Leotiomycetes; Helotiales; Mollisiaceae. Gene Ontology annotation, molecular function: phosphatase activity. Gene Ontology annotation, biological process: dephosphorylation. The coding region runs from base 130 to 1566 and encodes 478 amino acids.